CUUUUCAUUAUUUCGAGGAUUUAAAUGUUCCGUGAAAUAUGAAGUUUUUUAAAGAAUGUUUUGUCCUAAACCGAGGCUUCAUCGAAAUGUUAAGUAAAUACAAUCAAAACCCAGUAGUUCACCGAUGGUUGCUGUCACAAAUUAAGCAUGCUUAGACUUGCUGACAUUUGACACCCAACCCCAAACAGUUUUCUUUUCGUCUUAAAAAAUAGACAUGGGAAAUAAACAUUUGUUUAUUAGGAGGACUACAUGCUAUGAUUUGAAAGAUUAUCGACUAAUCUUUCCUCAUGAUUGCAAAUGUCUGAAACUAGACACCUGAAGUGGUUACUUUUAUUACUCUUCGCUCAUUCUCCUCCCUUUCACGUUCUCUCCCCAUAACAAAACGUCGCCAAAUUCCUUAAGUUUUUGAUGUCUGCGUUGAGGAUUUUUAAGGAACAAAAUGUUGGAUUGAUUGAACUAAUGAAAAAACGAAAAAACUCUGCAUAGUAUAACCUUCUAAAUACGAAGGAGCGGAAAAGAGAAAGAAAUUCAUCUCCAUGGAUGAAAAAGAGUGAAAAGGAUAAACGAAGACGAGGAGGGCGCGUAACGGGUCAGCACGGAGGAAAACAAGUUAUAAAGUCUAAGAAAAGUAGGAAAAUGUGUGAGUUUUGACUUGUUGGACCGGAGUACAGAAUUUGCAAACACAUUCCACCAAAAAAGGGUCGUGGGAAUGGAUGGAGAAAAAGAAAAAGAGCGCGAGAGGGGAAAUGAAAAAGAGAGUGAUGAGACAGAGGAGGAUGCAGAAGGGGCAGCCUUAUUAUGGCAAGAGGGAUAUCCUGAAGAUGACCUGGGCUUACCCAUCAUGCACUGGGAAGAUCUGAGCCUUCGUAUUGCUGAACUUGAGAAGCAACAAGAGGAGAGGAGACAGAGGGAAAAGGACUUGGACAGGCUGACAGUAGACUGGCCAGAAAUCAGAGGGCUGAGCAGUCACAGAGAAACCUAUGAGGACAUGGAGGACGAUUGCAACAGUCGUCUGACUUCUCUGACAUCAAGGCUCCAGAGCCAGAUGAAUCUACAGCUGUGCUUCAUCAAUAACAGUGAAAGUGAGGAGGAAGAAGAGGAAAUAGAGGCAAAGAAAGAGGUGGCAAAACAGUCCAGUAAGUGUGGCAGCAUUCAGAGGUUAGAGAAGGAGCGUGGUUCAAGCUCUGCAUCGACUAAGAAAACCAAAUCAAGAGGUUUCAAGAAUGAUGUCAGAGCUGCGCUGAGUUUACUCAGACACAAAUUGAGAUUGGAGCAAAAACAGACUAUACCACCCAGUGAGGCUGUCAGAGAAAGGAAGCGCUAUGAGCGAAAUGACUUGAAGAAUUUCAGCUUGAAGGAGUUAAAAGCAUUGAGGACCUCACUAAGCAAAGACAUUCAUGACCUCAGUUCAGAGCUGGUGGGUCGACUUCUCACAAGGGACCAGCUGAGAACAGAGCAGGACGCGAUGCUGCUGGAGGUACAAGAUAUGACAUCACUCUGAUGCACAAUCCAAAAAAGUAUUUCUUCUAAGGAGCAUAAUGACGGGACAUUCGUUUACAAGACUGUCCAUAAGCUGCCUGAACUAAUUGACUUUACUGUGAAAAGCUACAGCACUCCAUCAUCACUGCAAAAGACUUUUAAGCCAGAGUUUGUAUUCUCAAAAGGCCAGCUCAGCACUAAUAGAGGAAAGAAGAAAGAGGGAGGGACAUAUCAUGGAGCAAGAGAUGACCAAGGAGGGUUGGAUUGAGAGAAUGGUAAAAAUAGUUCGAGAAACUGAUGUGAAAGGGAAAGACUUCAGGGGUGAAUGACUAGACGGAGCCAAUGAUGCAUCCAAAUCUUCUUCGAUUUGCUCUUCUGUAUUUGUCUUGAUAGUCAAAUUAGUUGUUACCUGUUUUCAGUGUCAGGUACUCCUCACGUUUUAUUCAUACUGAGAUUCUUUAUUUUUCUAAAAAAACAAAGGACUUUAUUGCUUUGUUAAAUAGAUGUUAAACUAAACAAGGAGAAGGAGAUCGCAGGAAAUUCAAAAAAGUUGCUUAUUGGAAAAGAGGUGGUUUCAGAAGCAAAGAAUGGGAGGAUGAAACAAGGACGCUUCAUAAGAACUAGCCAACAAUGACGACAAGAGUGCCUACUGUUUUGUUUGAAACAGAUAAGGGGGCAGACGCCCAGCUUUCUUCCUCAAUUAAUUCUUCAGUUACUGGCUCCUGCAAUAUUGAUGAGUCCUACAAGUACAUCUUCCUGCCAAUUUGCUACUCCUUCACCUUUGUCUUCAGCAUAACCCUUAACUUUGUGGUUCUUUACCGUUCCUUUCGACGCACCAGACGCUGGAAUGCAUCGCUGAUUUACAUGGUGAACCUGGCCACGACAGACUUCAUGUAUGGUUUAUCCUUGCCUUUCCUGGUGGCUAGUUACGUCAUGCGGGACGACUGGGUGUUCGGAGACUUCAUGUGCCGCCUAGUGCGCUUCCUCUUUUACUUCAACCUCUACUGCAGCAUCUUCUUUCUCACUUGUAUCUCAGUGCACCGCUACCUGGGCAUCUGUCACCCCAUGAAGACCAUCACCUUGGAGACCAAGCGAGCCGUGAAGGGGACUUGCGUUUUGGUGUGGAUUGCUGUUUUUGCACUAACAUGCCCAAUUUUUCGUUUUGCACAGACGCAGUAUCUUCCACGUGAAGGUAAGGGCACGAGGGAGGAGGUGUUUAAUAAUUGCUGGGAUGAUGCCAUUGAUAGAGAGUUCCACGAUUACAUCCCUUACGGGGUCACUCUUCAUUUCUUGGGUUUUUUUGUACCAUUUAGCAUCAUUGCCUGGUGCUACUCACGUGUAGUGUUAACUAUAUUUCGGUCGCUGCACUCUCAACCUCCUCCUCAAAGAGUCAGGAGUGGGACGGGCUGUGAAAGCGUCGCAGGGAUAGGGGGAGAGGGCAUGUCAAUCAUCUUGGGGGCUCAUUCGCCUUACGUGAACAGGCGUCGCAAGUCCAUCAAGACCAUAAUUACUAUCACUCUACUCUUUGCCCUUUGCUUCUUUCCCUUCCAUGUCACUCGCACCAUUUUCCUGCUCCUGAAAGUGACAAGUAGGGUACAGUGCCACACCAUGCGCAUGGUUUCCAUCUGUUAUAAAAUCACUCGGCCUCUGGCCUCAUUCAACGCCUGGCUGAAUGCACUGCUUUAUUUCCUUACCAAAGAGAAAAAUGGGCCCUGCUGUCAAAAACCUGAACAUGCCCAGCAUGGUCUACUAUGGCCACUGAGAAUGCUGGGAAAAGGAGAGGAAGAGGAAAUUGAAGCUGAGGAGACACGGAACCAUAAGGAAAAUGGGUCAACAGCUGAAAACAAUGCAUACAGAGGUCUACCUUAAGGAAUGACAAUCUAAACAUGUGACGGCGUAGGGCACCAACAAGUGAGCCUUCAUAUGGGAUUAAUUUGAAAUGAACUGUAAUGUUUUGUUAUAUUCAUUGUUUUUGUAUAAUCAUGUGUAUUCACAUAAAACAUGGAGGAUCUUGUAGUUGUUUUGUCUUUUCAAGACCCCUAACAGAUUGUUUUAUUUGUUAAUUGUUUAGAGGGUUAAUUUGUUAUUGAAAAAAAUGUUGAUUUAGUGUAUAUAAAUUGCAAAAACAUAUAUAGAAUAAUACACUCAUUUAUAGUUUAUCUUAUUUUUGCAGUUGUUGGCAUACCUCAGAGUAGAAAUAUUUUGUGCUGGAACUACGUUUAGUGCUGUCAUAGAUUAAUAUAUCAUGUUGUGAAUAAUUAAACUCUUCUAAUAAACAUUUUCUGAGCCUGUUUAAAAAGAAAAUCAAAUUAUGAGAUCUUUUGAAGAUGCUAUACAUCAUUUAAGCACUAUUUCAGAUUUGUUUGUCCUUGUGUGAGUAAAGAAUCUAAAUUUGUUGUAGAAUAAACUUCUUGUGGGUGACGGUU
Messenger RNA from Ctenopharyngodon idella (grass carp), 3905 nucleotides. Its product is annotated as P2Y purinoceptor 3. The coding region runs from base 2110 to 3348 and encodes 412 amino acids. The transcript is spliced from 9 exons. Gene Ontology annotation, cellular component: membrane. Gene Ontology annotation, molecular function: oxysterol binding; G protein-coupled receptor activity. Gene Ontology annotation, biological process: G protein-coupled receptor signaling pathway. The record is from RefSeq and is a predicted model, not a curated record. NCBI's taxonomy places the organism in Eukaryota, Metazoa, Chordata, Actinopteri, Cypriniformes, Xenocyprididae.